This is a messenger RNA of Gorilla gorilla gorilla (western lowland gorilla), 545 nucleotides long. Its product is annotated as large ribosomal subunit protein eL21-like. The transcript has a single exon. Gene Ontology annotation, cellular component: ribosome. The record is from RefSeq and is a predicted model, not a curated record. Bases 16 to 498 code for a protein of 160 amino acids. Lineage: Eukaryota; Metazoa; Chordata; Mammalia; Primates; Hominidae. Gene Ontology annotation, biological process: translation. Gene Ontology annotation, molecular function: structural constituent of ribosome.
CAGUAAUUCGCCAAAAUGACGAACACAAAGGGAAAGAGGAGAGAGGCAACCCGAUGUAUGUUCUCUAGGCCUUUUAGAAAACAUGGAGUUGUUCCUUUGGCCACAUAUAUGCGAAUCUAUAAGAAAGGUGAUAUUGUAGACAUCAAGGGAAUGGGUACUGUUCAAAAAGGAAUGCCCCACAAGUGUUACCAUGGCAAAACUGGAAGAGUCUACAAUGUUACCCAGCAUGCUGUUGGCGUUGUAAACAAACAAGUUAAGGGCAAGAUUCUUGCCAAGAGAAUUAAUGUGCGUAUUGAGCACAUUAAGCACUCUAAGAGCCGAGAUAGCUUCCUGAAACGUGUGAAGGAAAAUGAUCAGAAAAAGAAAGAAGCCAAAGAGAAAGGCACCUGGGUUCAACUAAAGCGCCAGCCUGCUCCACCCAGAGAAGCACACUUUGUGAGAACCAAUGGGAAGGAGCCUGAGCUGCUGGAACCUAUUCCCUAUGAAUUCAUGGCAUAAUAGGUGUUAAAAAAAAAAAAUAAAGGACCUCUGGGCUACAAAAACAA